AUGGAUCUACGAGUAGAGAUAAUUCUGUUAGUAGUUGUAGUGAUGAAUAUUGAUCCUAUAUCAUCUCACAAGUAUGGCAAUACCAACUUUGGUCAUGAUUUUGGCGACCAUGCAAUUGCAAUCUCCAGUAGAGGCAGGCGAAUAUUGCAAGCGGAAGAUGGUUAUAUUAGCUAUGCAGCACUUUCUGCCGAUACUAUUCCGUGUAAUGUACGAGGGGCUUCUUAUUACGAUUGCAGUUCACACGUGGAAAUUAAUCCCUAUCGUCGUGGUUGUAGUGAAAUAACUCGAUGUGCUAGGAGCAAUUCUUGA
Nicotiana attenuata is the source of this 309-nucleotide messenger RNA. Its product is annotated as rapid alkalinization factor 23-like. Bases 1 to 309 code for a protein of 102 amino acids. The transcript has a single exon. Lineage: Eukaryota; Viridiplantae; Streptophyta; Magnoliopsida; Solanales; Solanaceae. The record is from RefSeq and is a predicted model, not a curated record.